CGUAACUGCAGCGCAAAAUUAAAUUAGACUUGUGGAUAACGUGUUGGACCACCUUCCUGUCACAUGUCUGCUACAGUAGGAUCAUAUGACUUCAGUCGAUGAAAAUGAAAGCUGGGUGCAGCCAGCUAAAAUCUGUGCUUAUUUUGAUCUUUAAUUUACGUUUUUACGCAAGUUAUCAACUGACUGAGCUGCAGGUAUGUGAGCUCUGCAGCGGUACAGUCCUAAACGGCACCGCAGUGGGCCAGUUUUGCUCCUCCUCCGCUGGUCGGAUAGACGGGCGCUGCUGCUUGAGAAAUGACAACACAAGCAACCCUGAACACAUCAUCGGGUUGGAUCUGUCCAAUUGUUCACUAUCUCAUGUGGAGGAUCUUCAGGAAGCAUCAACAGCUUUAAUGAUAGACCUCUCACUAAAUCCUAUUGUCAACAUCAGCGACACAGCAUUUCAAGGAUUUAUUGAGUUAAAUUACAUAAUUUUGCCACAAGACAUAGUUUGUCCAGGUGGCAGCACUUCUUGGGGAAAGGUGGAGGUCAAAGAGGGAAAUCGUUUUUGUGAAGGCCAGAAAGAUAUGUGCAACCAAACUGGACAGCUAUCCAUUAACUGCCCGGAGAACUCCCUCUGCGCCCCCUACGGCCCCGGCUUCUCCGAGUGCAGCUGUGCUGACAACUAUCAUGGAUACAAGUGUCUUCGAGAGGGGGAGUUCCCGGCUCUGCAGGUGUUUGGGCCUCUUGGAGCAUCAACAGUGGUGAUCUCUUUCCUGCUGUGGGUCACCCAGAGACGUAAAGCCAAAUCAUUCUAAGCUGAGCCGCAGUCGACUUCUUUAUCUGCAAUGAUCUACUGAGCUGAAACUGAAAGGGAAAAUGCUGACACAAAGCCUGAGGUUAUCCCCAGGCUUCUUCUAAACAUUGUUUUAUUCUUCUUUUGUGUGACAGAUAUAUUUUAUCAAGGUAAAAACUGACAUUGACUUUGUGUUUUAUACUGCAUAAUGAGUGCAAUUUUAGAGAGAAAAUAAUUUCAACAAGUUUUACAUUUACAUUUUUUUUGGCAAUAAUAGCAGUUACCAUUUAAAUUAUUUUUUGACAGUAGUUGUUGGGUCUGGUGUAGUUGACCGACACAAGAUACUAAUGAAGAGGUUGCGGUGAAGAAAGUUCUGAGGGCUUGCUCGCUGUUAACUGUGCCAAAAAUGCACUGAAUGUGUACUGGUUUACACGAUGGAAUGAAGUCAGGUUUAUUCUAUGAAUCAUGAUGUGAACCAUCAGUUUUUCCAUUAAGUUAGAUAAAAAAAGUGGGACAUUGAGUUUGACUUACUACAGUAUUUUAUUUAGUGGUCACCUGCUUUCAUGCUGUUACCACAUCUCGUAUGUUUCAACUCCAAGAAGACACAAGACUCAAAAUGUCGUGUGCCUACUGUUGAGUUACACUGAACUCAUCUGCUAAAACGUAUUCAUAAGUCACAUGUGGAAACUGUCUCGAUGUUGAUGGGUGAGUAGUUUUGACGCUUCUUAUCAAUGAGAUUCAGGGUUCCAAUAAAAUAUAAAAAAACAGUA
This is a messenger RNA of Perca flavescens (yellow perch), 1545 nucleotides long. It is a transcript of the gene atraid, whose product is annotated as all-trans retinoic acid-induced differentiation factor. The transcript is spliced from 7 exons. Gene Ontology annotation, biological process: positive regulation of osteoblast differentiation. The coding region runs from base 99 to 797 and encodes 232 amino acids. Gene Ontology annotation, cellular component: intracellular membrane-bounded organelle. NCBI's taxonomy places the organism in Eukaryota, Metazoa, Chordata, Actinopteri, Perciformes, Percidae. The record is from RefSeq and is a predicted model, not a curated record.